AGGGACCGCUCGGUCAGGAGAGCGGCGCUGCCUGGCGCGCCUGCGCCCGUUGCCAGGGAGACGGGAGGCUGUUGCCAAGGCGACCGACGACUGCGCAGAGCAGCCAAUCAGAGUGGGACUGCGGCUCUGGCUCACCGCUAGGAUGGAGUCCCGGGAACCGGCAGGGCGCCCCGGCCCGGGCGGCUGGGGGUCGGAGCCUCCGAAGCGGGGUGACGCUGCUGCCGCCUCCCAGAGCCCCCGGGCCCCCGACCUGCCCCCACCCCGCGUUCUGGCUGCCCCUGCCCCGGGGAGGAGCGGUGCUACCUCUCUCGAUCUGCACCGCUGCUGAAGGGCAGAUGCCGCGGCAUAGGUGGGUCCGGGGGGCCACGGUCAGGGAGGGCCCCGCCCCGAGCCCCCCGGCGAGCCCCGCAGUGCCCGGCCCCGCGCACGCUCGCUGGGCGCUGACGUGGCCGCUGACAGCAGCCGGCGCCGCCCCGCGCCCCUCCCGCCCGCCGAGGGGCGGCGGCCGCGCAGUCUCGGGGCCGCACGGACGGACCGACGGACGCGCCGCCGCGAGAGCGGAGCUCGGCGCACGGCCAGACCAUGCCCGGGGAGGCCGCCCGCGCCGAGCUGCCGCCGGCCGAGACAGAGGGGCCGGGGCGCCGGACAGAUCUGGCCUGCCAUGUGGCGCUGGCCACCAGCCCCAGAGGGGAGCCACUGGAGCAGUGCGCCCUGAGCCCUGGGCCCAACCCCCUGGGCCUCAGCUUCCUGCCCAGCAAGCCCGGCACCCGGCCCCCACCUGAGGGAGCCAGCUGGGAUGCGGGGCCAGGCAGUGCCCCCUUGGCCUGGGCCGACUCCACGGAGGGUGCUCCUAGCCCCAAGACCCCUGAGAUUCUGCCCACGGAGGGCCUUCUCCCAGACGCUCUGGAGCCUCGGAUUGUGAUGGGCGAGGAGACACAGUGGGGGGCUGCCCUGAGCGAGCUCAGGGAGCAGGAGGGGGGGCCCUGCGGACUGAGCCCCCCACCCGAGCCGUGUUCUCAGGGCCACUCUCCUGUGCCUUUGACUGCCUUGGAGCCCGAGUCCUACUUCACACCUCCGUCCACCCCCAACACCGCCUGGACCCUGCUGCCAGCCCGGGGGCGUGGCCAGGGCCCGAGGGACAUGCCAGCCGAGUUCGGAGACUCGCCACCCACCUCGCCCUCUGGCUCCUACGUCACAGCAGAUGGGGACAGCUGGGCCUCCUCUCCCUCCUGCUCCCUCAGCCUGCCGGACGCUGCCUCGGGCUGGGGCCGUUCCCCUCCGGGGCCCACGGAGGGUGAAUGGGCGCAGCCUCCUGCGGCCCGGCCCGGCUCCUCUUCCCCCGAGUCUAGCCUGUCCGAAGACAGCAGCUCUUCUUGGAGCCAGGAGGGCCACCUGGACCUGGACUUCCUGGCCAAUGACCCCAUGAUCCCUGCUGACCUCCUGCCCUUCCAGGGCAGCCUUAUCUUCCAGGUGGACACCGUGGAGGUGACACCAUUGCCGCCCGAGGAGGAGGAGGAGGAGGAGGAGGUGGCCUCGGGGGACGGGGAUGCGGAAGAUGACAGCACCUUUGCCUCCUCCCUGCAGUCACUGUCUGACCUGUCCAUCACCGAGGGCAUGGACGAGGCCUUUGCCUUCAGGGACGAUGCCUCGGCGACCUCCUCGGACCCCGACUCUGCGUCCUAUGCUGGGGCGGAUGAUGAGCAGCUGUACAGCGGAGAGCCGCACGCCCAACCUGCUCUGCUCAACAACAGUGGGGACCCGGGGGCCCAUGUCCCAGAGGACGAAAGCACCUGCGCCCCUGAAAGUCAGGGGCCCCCCGAAGCCCAUGACCCCCACGACCUGAAGAAAGCCCCUGGCCUCACUGAGACAAGCCCUGGAAUCAGGAGCACAGAAACUGGCCCCAUCACGGGACCAGAACCGACAACCGCAGCCACGGCCCAGCCUCUGCAGCAAGGAGUCGGGGCAGCCUUGGGCCAGGAACCCCUGACAUUGCAGGAAAACGCGGGCAUCCUGCACGGCCCAGACUCCCGGGAGAAUCUGGAAGAAGCAGCCGCGGGUCUUCCCGCGGUGGCCAGCCCUGAGCCCCAGCAGGGACCGACGGGCCGGCCCUCGCUCCGGGAGCCAGACCGGCAGGUCCCAGACACCCACGCAGCCUGCGGCCCGGGGACCGGGGACACCCAAGCCAAAGACUCCGCCUCCAGGGCCUCGACCCCCUGCCACGUGCCUCCUGGCUCUGGGCCCCGGAGCCCAGCCCGCCCGCGCCGACCCCCAGCCGCGCAGCCCCAGAACGACCAGGACAGCCCAGAAGAAGGCUCUGGCCAGCACUCGGACAGCCAUGGCGAGUCGUCGGCCGAGCCCGAGCCGGAGGAGCAGGAGUCCCCAGGACCUCAGACGGCACAAAACCCCACGCAGGCUUUGGCGAGCGGCGGCAGCAGCAGCGAGGACCCAGUAGCUAAAGCCAAGCAGAGUCGCAGUGAGAAGAAGGCCCGGAAGGCGAUGUCCAAGCUGGGCUUGCGGCAGAUCCAGGGGGUCACCAGGAUCACCAUCCAGAAGUCCAAGAACAUCCUGUUCGUCAUCGCCAAGCCUGACGUCUUCAAGAGCCCAGCCUCGGACACUUACGUGGUCUUCGGGGAGGCCAAGAUCGAGGACCUGUCCCAGCAAGCGCACAGAGCUGCCGCGGAGAAGUUCAAGAUGCCCGCGGAGCCCUCCACCCUGGCACCCGAGUCUGCGCCCGGCCCUCGGGUGAGGCCCGAGCGCAGGGAGGAGGAGGAGGAGGAGGAGGUG
This is a messenger RNA of Sorex fumeus (smoky shrew), 2784 nucleotides long. RefSeq names its product NAC alpha domain containing (gene NACAD). The transcript has 7 exons. Lineage: Eukaryota; Metazoa; Chordata; Mammalia; Eulipotyphla; Soricidae. The record is from RefSeq and is a predicted model, not a curated record. Gene Ontology annotation, biological process: protein targeting to membrane. Gene Ontology annotation, cellular component: cytoplasm; nascent polypeptide-associated complex. The annotation marks the transcript as partial.